CUUCUAUGAGAAGUCUUGUCUCCCAUAUUUCAUCAAUUUUAUCGAAGAUUUACGCCAUAAUUUCAUUAAAUUUCAAGAAAAUUCCUUAAAACAAGUCUUAAAAAGACAUAAAAUGACGGAAAUCACAACAUUCGAGGAUGAAUUCGACGAAAAUCAGGAUAUUGCUCGUUCUCGUUUCGCUGAUAUGCUUCACGACACCGAACGUAACCAAAAAUACUACCUCGGACUAAAAGCAGCUAUCAAUCGAAUGCACGAACGAGGUCUCCAAGCAAAUGUUUUGGAUAUCGGCACAGGAACAGGCCUCCUUUCGAUGAUGGCGGUUCAAUUGGGAGCUGAUUCUGUCGUCGCUUGUGACGGAUUUCAACGUGCCGUCGAGUGUGCAGCAAAAAUUAUCGCCGCCAACGGGAUGUCUGACAAAAUUCAGCUCAUAAAAAAGCAUUCGACGCAACUCGUUGUCGGCAAAGACAUGGAAAAACGCGCAAAUAUCCUCGUAACGGAGGUUUUUGACACAGAACUCAUUGGCGAAGGUGCUAUUGAGACAUUUAAUCACGCACAUGAACACCUUUUGGAAGAAGAUUGCAUCGUUGUGCCGACUUUGGGAACGAUUUACGUGCAAAUAAUUGAAAGUCCCAUCGUUAAUUCAUGGAAUACGGUGAAAAGUAUCGCAAAUUUGGAUGGAGAAAUAUUACUUCGAACCCCAAAAACGCUAAAUGAGUGUCCGGGCGAAGCAACUUUACAGGAUUUGCAAUUAAGUCAGUUGACGGAAAGUAAUUUUCGGGCAUUAACAGAACCUGUAGCGGUAUUUGACUUUGAUUUUUCCUCCAAAAUUCCCUUGGAAAAGCAUCGAAAAGCUGUGAAAACCGUAAAAUGCGUUCAAACGGGCUUAGCUCAUGGCGUUUUUAUGUUUUGGGACCUAAAAAUGGAUGUCGAUAAGGAAGUUAUUCUCAGUUGUGCUCCUUACUGGGCUCAUCCCGACUUCGAUUCAACCAAAUCUGAAGGUCUUCCGCAACAAAGUAUUCCAUGGCGAGACCAUUGGAUACAAGCAAUUUACUAUUUACCGCAAACGAACACUUUAUUAGGCGAGGAACGUGAAAUUGAAAUCAUUUCCAAUCAUGACGAGUUCUCACUUUGGUUCGAAAUUGGCAAAACUGAAGCUCCCGUGUUGAAUAAAAAACCUUCUUGCACCUGCGGACUUCAUUUAACGACAUCUCGAUCGCGAAUUAUGCAACUUAACGACAGUUUACGCAACAAAAAGCUCAUUUCGCAUCUCGAAAAUUGGAAUUUGAAGAACGCCACGUUACUUGUGGUUGGCAAUGGAUGUCCUCUAAUCGGUUUGGCAGCAUCUAAAAUUGAACCGACACCAUCAAAAGUGUUCGUUAUCGAAGAAAAUCGCAUUUUAAAAGACGUUUUGGAGGAAUUUUUGGACUUUAACAAGCUUUGGAACGUGAAUGUCAAAGAAAAUUGUGAUAAAAUCAAGUUACCUUCCGUUACACAUGUACUUUUUGAGCCUUCUUGCGUCGCUGUGCUGCCAUGGGACGACUUGAAACACUUGAAUUUCAUCAAAAAACAUCAAUUAGAGCUUCCGAAUGACGUUAAAAUCGCUCCUUGCAAAGCUACGAUAAAAGCAAUUCCGGUAAAUUUCUUGGAUUUACACAAAAUUCGAUCGCCGCUUGGCUCUGUGGAGGGUUUUGACAUGUCAAAGUACGAUGAAAUGAUUCUUGGAGCAAUUAACAUGGCAGAUCCUGAAGUAGAAAUUCAUGCCUUAUGGGAAUAUCCUUGUCGAGCGAGUGGGAAAGCCACAAAUUUGUUAGAAAUUGACGUCAUGGACCUUCAAUCGACAUACAAAAAUGAAGGAAUGCUGAAAAUUGCUUCAAAAUGUAACGGAAUUGCCAUUUGGAUUGAUUGGCAAUUAAAUUCGAGCCCCAAAUCGGUAAUUUCAACAGGUCCAAGGAGUGAAAUCCAUGAAAAUGAGUUCAUUUUGUGGUCAAUGUCGUCUCGCCAAGGCGUCUUUUUCGUCUCUGAAACAAAAGAAAUGUCAGAAAUGCAUUUUUCUGUAAAUUAUUGCCUUGAAACUAACAAGCUAGACUUUGAAUUUAAAUAA
Molecule: messenger RNA, 2101 nt
Organism: Culicoides brevitarsis
Lineage: Eukaryota; Metazoa; Arthropoda; Insecta; Diptera; Ceratopogonidae
Gene: Art7
Product: protein arginine N-methyltransferase 7
Exons: 2
Coding region: 113-2101 (662 amino acids)
Biological process (GO): peptidyl-arginine methylation
Molecular function (GO): protein-arginine omega-N monomethyltransferase activity
Source: RefSeq, a predicted model, not a curated record